CAAUUCAGGAUAACUGGUUUAUUGCGUUCCGGGCAAAUGAAAUGGAAAGACCGGCCUCUGUGGUAUGACGUGUACGCCGCGAAUCCGCCAAUGUAUGAGCCAACAGCAGUGGCGCCGUACCCCAAGCAGAAGGUCCCCAUUCGACAGCUCUUCUACAAGGAAGACAUCCCAAGGGCGCGUUUCUACAAGCAGUUCCCUUCGUUGGGUGCCAUGAACAUCAGCAAUGAAGAAUCGGAAUCGCUGUCGCGAAUGUUCACGGAUCUUUACAUGGCCAAUGAAGAAAUGUGCCCUGAACUAAGCGAAGAUGAGAUCUACGCCAAGACAAUGAUCGCAUUCAAAGGUAAAUCCACCUAA
This is a messenger RNA of Gongylonema pulchrum, 354 nucleotides long. The record is from the annotation of a GenBank genome assembly. NCBI's taxonomy places the organism in Eukaryota, Metazoa, Nematoda, Chromadorea, Rhabditida, Gongylonematidae.